AGGUGCGUCUCAGACACCGGAGGCUCCGAGGAGGGACGAGUCGGACUCAACGCGUCAAACUCUGAUUGUUCUGGACGCGCGAAAGAAACAAGGAUUAACUGUUUUUACCGCUACAUGGAGAGUUAUUUUAUUUUUUAGGAUAAACACAUAAAGAGACAGGUCAUCUGAGCUCCCAGAGUCCUUUUGGCCACGAUGAGUUGGGGUGCUCUCUAUGCCCAGCUGGGCGGUGUCAACAAACAUUCCACCAGUCUGGGGAAAAUAUGGCUUUCCGUCCUGUUCAUUUUUCGCAUCACCAUCCUGGUUCUGGCUGCUGAGAGCGUCUGGGGCGACGAGCAGUCCGACUUCACCUGCAACACGCAGCAGCCCGGAUGCAAAAACGUCUGCUAUGACCACUUCUUCCCUGUAUCACACAUCCGCCUCUGGUGUUUGCAGCUCAUCUUUGUCUCGACGCCGGCCCUGUUGGUAGCCAUGCAUGUUGCCUACAGAAAACGUGGCGAUAAGAGGACCAUGCUGGCCUCCAAUGGCACCGAGAAGAUGACGGACACGGACCUGGAGACGCUGAAGAAAAGGCGUCUGCCCAUCACAGGUCCGCUGUGGUGGACCUACACCUGUAGCUUGUUCUUCAGGCUCAUCUUUGAAGGCGGCUUCAUGUACGCCCUCUACUUUGUGUACGACGGCUUCCAGAUGCCCCGACUGGUGAAGUGCGAGCAGUGGCCCUGCCCCAACAAGGUGGACUGCUUCAUCUCUAGGCCGACGGAGAAGACGGUCUUCACCAUCUUUAUGGUGUCGUCGUCGGCCAUCUGCAUGGUGCUGAACGUGGCCGAGCUGGGAUACCUCAUCGUCAAGGCACUCUUGAGGUGCUCGUCCAGGUCGAACAAGAGGAAACACGUCUACACAGAAAGCGUGACGAGGGAUAACAAGAAGAACGAGAUGCUGCUUUCGUCCUCCACAGAUACAUCCAGCAACAAGACGAUGUGCUGAGGAACAAUGAGUGGAACCAAAGGAGGAGGAGCAGGCACAAACUGUAGCUCCAAACAGACAGUUUGUGUCUUCAGUCAGGCUUUAAUGGUGAAACAGCUCAGAGUUUGUGGGAACUUGAAAAACAGAAAUUAGCUCAGCUAGACAGCACUGUCUCUAGUUGGACUGGCCCGAGUAUGUGCAUAUUUGCUUUAAAGAAGGUGAUGCAUCCAUAAAUUUUCAAUUGAAGGCCGUCUAGUGUUCUUUAUAAAUGUAUGUUUUUAAAUCUGGUCGAGUUCCCACCAGUGAGUGUUACUUUGAAACACCAGAUAGCAGACAGAAAAAUCACAAGUGUCACCUUACUAUUCACACACUGGACGGUUGAUAGUAUUUAACUGAGGUUUUAAUUUAUUGUUGACAAGUUGCUUGAAGGUAAUGGCGAGGUUUUAAGAGAAGAGUAAAUCUACACUGACAUCUAGUGGUGAUACUGGAACCACCUGUGAGCACAAUUUAGUGUUAAAGAAGAGGAGGAAGAACAAAAGAAAUCACAGAGUGAAGUGCCUCUGAUUCUGUUUAGUGUUUUUAGUUUACAAGAGCUGAUUUUACAUGUGGUUGAUCUUAAAUUCAGUAACUGAUAAAACCAGAUGAGUUGUAUGAUCCUGAUGUGUUGAAUCGAGUGACUUUUUAAUUGUAUGUUUAGAAUAAAUUAAGAAGAACGUUGCGGAGAAUGAGAUUAAGAGUAAUGUAUAUACUAUGAUAAAAUCUUACACACCACAGCUCAGUGGUUUAAUAGAUUAAAUGCUGUUCAGUCACAUCAGAAUGUCUUUUGUCUUUUACCUGAACUGAGGUAUUUCUUCAAAAAAAAGUUAAACGUACUGAGAAUGUGUUGCAUAUUUUCUCACAUGUACGCCUUUUGAUAAAAAUCUAUGUUUCUACUGUAAGAGAUGUUUCUAUUCUUCUGCCAGCAAGAGCUUGAAACCUCCUCAACAGAUCUUACUGCCUAUGAGUCAAUUUUUUGCUGUGAAAGUCGAAAACAAAUGCCAAAACACAGGAGUAUUAAAUGAAAUUCCAAUUUUUAAAAAAAAUCUUUCUGGCUUAUAUUGAUUUAGAGAUAUGAGUCAAUUCAUAUUGCAUAUAUUUUUUACAGUUAUAACAUUUGUUUUUGCCUCCAAGAGUUUAUUUUAGUUUGACAACUUCCAAAACUGCUCUUCCUGACAGAUUACUAAACCAAAUAUUCAUGUAUUGUCUUCACACAAGAAUUCAAAUGAGCCUGGCAGAGGUUUUCCUUAUCCUGUUUUUUGAAACCACAAGUUGUCCUGUUCAGUCCAGACCUGCUCCUGUGUUAUGCUGGACUUGUGUUGUUGUUCUUGUGGUGUGUACUGACCCCAGCUGGCUGUAUCAGCUUUCAGCAUGUGCCUUAUUUUAGCCUCCACACUAAUCGCUGCUCGCCCUCCUAAUGUGAGGAACCACUGCCUGAUCCUGAAGCAAAAAUGUCUUUGUCCUCCCUCCAUCCAGGAAUAGCCGAGUUGGAUUAGUUGCAUCUGAUCCAAGCAAAAUUCACCUUGUGCUGGCAGGGAAUAGUGAUUUUCUGAUUAGAAGAAAAAACCUGCUAAGCCGGACAAUCAAUUAGAUGUGCCAAUUCCAAAAUUCUAAAAAGAAAAGCUGGGUGAGUUGUAUAUUGACAACUGAUGCAGCUGAUUGUGUGGAACUUUUCAGCAGGCGACCAAAGACAAUAAGACAUGUAAAAUCACAGAAAAAAGCACUCUGAAAGCCUCUGUUUGAUUUAUAAUAACUUGUUUUGUAUGUCUUGUAUACAUUGACCUUUGAACUCUUGCUUUUCCUAACAGCCAAAUGACAUUUUGAUGUUUGUGAUAGCAAAAGAUGGACGUUGUCAUUUAAGGGAUGGUCCUGAUCAUUCCAGUUUGAAGAUGUUGUAGUUUUUAACAUUUUUCUAUUCCGUUUUUUUUCCCCCACAAUCUAAUUUUUUAAUAGCCAGCAAACAACAUACUAACAAACAAACAGCUGAAUAAAUGAAAUGUGUGUGAUUGUGUUUUGUACCUAAGAUGUUUUUACUACACUCGCACUUUGAUCCUUUAAUUUGUUAUUGAGAAAUUUUUAAUAAAUCAGUAAAAAGCAAAA
Amphiprion ocellaris (clown anemonefish) is the source of this 3096-nucleotide messenger RNA. It is a transcript of the gene gjb8, whose product is annotated as gap junction protein beta 8. NCBI's taxonomy places the organism in Eukaryota, Metazoa, Chordata, Actinopteri, Pomacentridae. The transcript is spliced from 2 exons. Gene Ontology annotation, biological process: cell communication. The coding region runs from base 193 to 981 and encodes 262 amino acids. The record is from RefSeq and is a predicted model, not a curated record. Gene Ontology annotation, cellular component: connexin complex.